UUUAAUUGUAACUUUAAUAACUUUAAAACUUUAAUCUUAACUUUAAUCAGCUAUGUAGAGAGCAGUAGGAGAACACAGCAGAGUUAGAAUAGUUGUGUCCUCCUGCAUGCUGUAACAACUAGUAGCUCAAGAUGACCUGAGCAUGCUUACUAUAACAUUUAUUAAGAUAAAUGAAUAAUGUGCCGAGUCAGCUGUGUCUCAGACAGAGAAACUGCUUCCGGCUUCACUUAUUCCCGUCUUUAUUCAGACAACCAACUAAACGCCUGUUAGUGUGAUCGACAUGGCGAGUCGAAAGCGACCCAUGGGGCCAGCUGCUAGCUCGGAUGAGGAGUUCAAAACCCCGGAGAAGAGAGCGUCAGUGGUCCGAGGCUCGCCUCUGGUCUCCGGCUUCAUGCGGUGGGGAGUCGAGGAAACCUGUCGGUACCUGCAAAGAGAAGGACUUGAAGAGUGGAAGGACAAGUUCAGAGCUGAGAGGAUUACAGGUGUGGGACUGAGGUGCCUCAAGGAUGAAGACCUGGAGAAGAUUGGCAUAAAGUGUCUCGGUGACCGUCUAAAGAUUCUGCACAGCCUCAGGAAACUGUGGCAGAUAGAAGCUGAGCCCAGCAAGGUCUUCAAUGAUCCCAUCCAUGGCCACGUGGAGCUGCACCCGCUUCUCAUUAAGAUCAUCGACACGCCUCAGUUUCAACGACUUCGAAACAUCAAGCAGCUUGGAGGGACGUAUUACGUUUUUCCUGGGGCCUCCCACAACCGCUUUGAACACAGCAUUGGGGUUGGGUAUUUGGCUGGACGACUUGUUCAAGCUCUCAACGAGAAACAACCAGAGCUCCUCAUCUCUCGCAGGGACAUUCUUUGCGUGCAGAUCGCUGGACUCUGCCAUGACCUCGGACAUGGACCUUUUUCCCAUAUGUUUGAUGGCAUGUUUAUACCCAAAGCACGUCCAGGAAUUAAAUGGAAGCACGAGGCUGCCUCUCUAAAAAUGUUUGACUACCUUGUGGAUGACAACUGCCUGAAACCGGUCAUGGAGAAGCACGGUCUGGUGCUGCCAGAGGACCUGAACUUUAUCAAGGAGCAGAUCGCAGGACCGACAGAGAGCAGCUCAGGUCAAGGAGAGAAGUGGCCGUACAAAGGUCGUUCUAAAGACAAGUCCUUCCUCUAUGAGAUUGUCGCCAACAAACGGAACGGUAUCGAUGUGGAUAAAUGGGACUAUUUUGCAAGGGACUGCUAUCAUUUGGGCAUCCAGAACAACUUUGACUAUCGGCGUUUCCUAAAAUUUGCAAGGGUCUGUGAAGUGGAUGGACAGAAACACAUCUGCACAAGAGACAAGGAGGUGGGCAAUCUGUACGACAUGUUCCACACUAGGAACUGUCUCCACAGAAGAGCCUACCAGCACAAAGUGGGCAACAUCAUCGAGACAAUGAUCACUGAAGCAUUUUUAAAAGCAGAUCCACACAUCCACAUUGAAGGCUCUGAGGGAAAAAUCUUCACUCUGUCCACAGCCAUUGAUGACAUGGUGGCCUACACAAAGCUGACAGAUAAUGUGUUUGAACAGAUCCUGAACUCGUCCUCUCAGGAGCUUGCAGAAGCAAGGCUGAUACUGCGCAAAAUCAUCCGCCGGCAACUCUACAAGUGUCUGGGUCAAACCCAGCCAGACAAAGCCCUGACCGUCACUCAGGAAAAUAUUCGCAUUUGGGAGGCAGAUUUGGCUCAGUCCAUCCCCCACAGUGGCUCUCGUGAUGUUGUUCUUCAGCCAGAGGACUUUGUUGUCAGCGUUAUCACGAUGGACUAUGGGAUGAAGGAAAAGAACCCCAUCAAUAACGUGCGUUUUUACUGCAAGGAUGACCCAACAAAAGCCAUAAAAAUCAAUAAAAACCAGGUGUCUAAACUUCUCCCAGAGCACUUUGCUGAACAACUGAUCAGGGUGUACUGCAAGAAGACAGAUGAGAGGACCCUGGAGGCCGCCAAGAAGCACUUUGUUCAGUGGUGCAUGGAUAGGAACUUCUCAAAGCCUCAGGAUGGAGAUGUCAUAGCACCUGAGCUGACUCCUCUGAAACUCAGCUGGUGCACAAACAAUGAAGGCGAGGACAGUGAUGGCUGCAGCUCCAAAGAAGCAAACGUUCACAUGAACGGACUCAGUAAAGCAAAGACUCAGCUUAACUUUCAGUGAACGGAGAGAGACAGCUGCCCCUUGUUGCACAUAAGUAAACAGAUGAGUGUUGCAUGACAAGUGUAUUUUUCUACAAGUCGAGUUCGUUGAAGAGCCCAGCAAAUAGCUUUUUAGACAAAACACAGAAAGUA
This is a messenger RNA of Xiphophorus hellerii (green swordtail), 2295 nucleotides long. RefSeq names its product deoxynucleoside triphosphate triphosphohydrolase SAMHD1-like. The transcript has 17 exons. Bases 281 to 2164 code for a protein of 627 amino acids. Gene Ontology annotation, biological process: regulation of innate immune response; defense response to virus; dGTP catabolic process. The record is from RefSeq and is a predicted model, not a curated record. Lineage: Eukaryota; Metazoa; Chordata; Actinopteri; Cyprinodontiformes; Poeciliidae. Gene Ontology annotation, molecular function: protein binding; dGTPase activity. Gene Ontology annotation, cellular component: nucleus.